This is a messenger RNA of Cotesia glomerata, 659 nucleotides long. RefSeq lists its product as uncharacterized. Bases 102 to 509 code for a protein of 135 amino acids. Lineage: Eukaryota; Metazoa; Arthropoda; Insecta; Hymenoptera; Braconidae. The record is from RefSeq and is a predicted model, not a curated record. The transcript is spliced from 2 exons.
GAUUAAUAUAUAUAUCUUUACUUUCAUCCAAUUAAAAGAUUAAUGUUUGCGUAAAUAGAUUUUUAUUUUCAUUUCAAUUUGAAUGUCCUUUCUUAGAUACAAUGUCAUCUUUACCAAAUCGCUGUUUGGUCAAAGAGCUGCAAAAUGAUAGAGAAUUAAUGUUGCCAAUUUCUGCAAUUCUCGUACGGGAUCCGGACACCGGUUUACUAACUACUGCAAGUAAAGCUGAUAUUGAAUUGCAAGUGCCGAUCUACAUGCAAUCGGGAGAAAAUGUUGUAGAAGUUAUGAUGAUCCGAUACGCUGAGACAAAGCGAGACUUGUUGAGUUAUCAAAGAUCUGCUAGUAAAAAAAGAAUUCAGAUAAGGAAAAAAUUGAGUUUAACGCCAUACGAAUCAAGAACUCGAAGCAAGAUCGUUCCGCAAAAAUCUAAUCAACGACAACUUAUCAAAGAGAGCCAAACUAAAAAAAAAUCAUUCCAAGUAUUUUUAUUGAUAUUUAUGAUCUACUGAAUAUAUUUAUUAACCUUAUAUAAAAUAUAACAUUAUUUUUAUUCCAGAAAGCGGAGAAAACGGCCCGAGCCAAGUCAGUUGUAACGAGUGACAAUGCCAUUAUGGAACUUUUGAAUGCUGACAAAGAGAACAAUAAUAUUUCCAACAAUA